AAUUUUAAGCGAUACAAGACGCCAUAUUGCUCUCAGCUGGACUCGGGAGUUUGCGUGAAGGAAAUAAGAAUACCUAGCUACACCUAGGCGUUUCUGACAUUAUUCAUCUUAAAUGGACGAGAUGGCAAGCCCAGGGAAUGACCGAAUGAAGAGUUACAAGAACAAAGCGCUGAACCCACAGGAGAUGCGCCGGAGGAGAGAGGAGGAGGGGAUCCAACUCCGCAAACAGAAGAGAGAAGAGCAGCUGUUCAAGAGGAGGAAUGUGUGUGUGCCCUCGGGUGACGAGUCCAUGUUGGAAUGCCCUGUCCAGGACCCCGACAUCAGCUCCACUGCACCAGUCUCAGGUGAAGGUGUCAUAACUCCAGACAUGAUCCAGAUGAUCUUCUCUGAGGAUCCAGACCAGCAGCUGAUUGCCACACAGAAAUUCAGGAAGUUACUCUCCAAAGAGCCCAACCCUCCCAUCGAUGAGGUCAUUCUCACCCCAGGGGUCGUCAAUAAGUUUGUGGCGUUUCUCAAGAGGAGUGAGAACUGCACUCUUCAGUUUGAGGCAGCCUGGGCCCUGACCAACAUUGCCUCUGGGACCUUCCUGCACACCAAGGUGGUUAUUGAGAUGGGAGCCGUGCCCAUCUUCAUCGAGCUGCUCAACUCGGACUACGAGGACGUCCAGGAGCAGGCCGUGUGGGCCCUGGGGAACAUCGCCGGGGACAACGCAGAGUGCAGAGACUACGUUCUCAACUGUGGCAUCCUGCCCUCACUACAACAGCUGCUGGCUAAAUCCAACCGUCUCACCACAACUAGGAAUGCUGUAUGGGCUCUGUCUAACCUGUGUAGAGGGAAGAACCCCCCCCCUGACUUCACCAAGGUGUCUCCCUGUCUGAGUGUGCUGUCCAGGCUGCUGUUCAGUAGUGACCCAGAUGUGUUGGCUGAUGCCUGCUGGGCCCUCUCUUACCUGUCUGACGGACCCAAUGACAAGAUACAGACCGUCAUCGACUCUGGGGUCUGCCGCAGACUGGUGGAGCUACUCAUGCACAGUGACUAUAAGGUGGUCUCUCCCGCGCUGCGUGCUGUGGGAAACAUAGUGACAGGCGAUGACAUUCAGACUCAGGUGAUUCUGAACUGCUCGGCAUUGCCCUGCCUAUUACACCUGCUCAGUAGUCCCAAGGAGUCCAUCAAGAAGGAGGCCUGCUGGACUGUGUCUAACAUUACAGCUGGAAACAGAGCACAGAUCCAGACGGUGAUAGAUGCCAACAUCUUCCCAGUGCUGAUAGAGAUUCUUCAGAAGGCAGAGUUCCGCACCAGGAAGGAAGCAGCGUGGGCUAUAACCAACGCUACCUCUGGGGGCACUCCUGAACAGAUCAGGUACCUGGUUAGUCUGAACACCAUCAAGCCCAUGUGUGACCUGCUGACAGUGAUGGACAGUAAGAUAGUGCAGGUGUCACUGAACGGCCUGGAGAACAUCCUGAGACUGGGAGAGCAGGAGGCCAAGCAGAACGGCACUGGCAUCAAUCCUUACUGUGCCCUCAUAGAGGAAGCCUAUGGUCUGGACAAGAUAGAGUUCCUGCAGAGCCAUGAGAAUCAGGAGAUCUACCAGAAGGCUUUUGACCUGAUCGAGCACUACUUUGGUGUGGAGGAGGAGGACGCUAGCAUCGCCCCACAGGUGGACCAGAACCAAGGCCAGUUUAUCUUCCAGCAGCAAGACGGGCCCAUGGAGGGCUUCCAGCUCUAACCACACCUUGACCUUUGACCUUCACCCCUCUGAGUAUCUACUACUAUCCCCCCAUCACCCCAGAGAGUCCAGUCUCCAUAGGGCUGUUUUAGACCUGAACUGAUGACACUACCCCAUCUCUCCUCUCUCACUGGACCCACCUGCUCCACCUCUCUCUCCAAAUCUUCCUCCACGCCACCCUAUCUGGAAAGAGCGAGCACGAGAGAGAGAGACUGACUGAAAGACUGACUGAGGACAGCUCAUACUUAGUGUUUGAGAGUUCCUGCAGCUGUAUGAAUAUGAAAGAAAGAGUUGGCUGAUAUUUUGUCUUACUCCCUAAAAUGUUUUUAUUUUAUCAUUAUCAUUUUCAUUUUAUCAUUAUUUCCUGUGAUAUUAUUAUAAUACAUUAUUAUUAUUACGACACUGGUGUCUCAAUCGUCCUCCAUAUCUCCUUUUUAAAUGUGAAAUGACCUCUUCAGUCUUCAAAAAUAAAACAAAAGAUAUGAACACAUGAAGCAUUUGACUGAAGAUUCUCUGGAUUUCACCAGAUAGUCCAAACUAGUAUCCUGAAGAGGUUUAGUGACUGUAUCAGCUCAUUUCCUCACUUGUACCCUUUGACCAGAGUUGAGAGAACAGUAGGCUACUGACAGCCUACUGUUUUCAUUGGGAGGAUGUACAUUGUGUCAAGAUGAUAAUGUGUGUAUCCCAGUGACAUAGUAUUUAAGUUGGAAAGCAACUGCACAUCUUUCUCUGGGGUCUCUCUUCAAUGUUGAAAUGGACUAUGGUUGACCUGGAGAUUCCUAAUCUUAUUUAUUCAGUUGAAAUGUCUUUCUGCUCAUUUGAGAGAAAGAUGGUCAAAAACUCUCAUUAUCUUCUCUACUCCUUGGCCCUGGCUGCAAUAUUAACGUUAGAAUAACAUCAGGACACCAGUUGCAUCGAACUGACCGCAGUAAUGUAGAUGCAUUGUGUAGGGCAGCACUGCAUGUAACUUGCUGCAUUAGUCAAAGCGUUUAGCCAGUCUUAUGCUUAUCUAUAACAAUGUUACGGUAGGAUUGACACAACGUUAGGGUAACGUUGAGGAGUGUUCUGCUUGUGUGAGUGCUCCUUAUUGAAGCGCCGCCUGCAAGCCACAGUACAGGACCAGACGGGUUAGGUUCAGUGACUAGCGUCUGUCGUGUGAUGCAGUGUCUGUAACAAUCUCCAGGUGAAUAAAAACACAGGCUCUGA
Oncorhynchus nerka (sockeye salmon) is the source of this 2932-nucleotide messenger RNA. Its product is annotated as importin subunit alpha-6-like. The transcript has 14 exons. Gene Ontology annotation, molecular function: nuclear import signal receptor activity; protein binding. The coding region runs from base 113 to 1726 and encodes 537 amino acids. The record is from RefSeq and is a predicted model, not a curated record. Gene Ontology annotation, biological process: NLS-bearing protein import into nucleus. NCBI's taxonomy places the organism in Eukaryota, Metazoa, Chordata, Actinopteri, Salmoniformes, Salmonidae. Gene Ontology annotation, cellular component: nucleus; nucleoplasm; cytoplasm.